Molecule: messenger RNA, 374 nt
Organism: Meloidogyne enterolobii
Lineage: Eukaryota; Metazoa; Nematoda; Chromadorea; Rhabditida; Meloidogynidae
Source: the annotation of a GenBank genome assembly
GAAUGAAUAAACGGCGUGGUUUGGAAGUGUUUAGUCAGGUCAAGCAACGACCAAAAAUUACUUAUACGCCUGAUGGCAGAAGAAUGAUUGGAGGUAAACUGGAAGCUCCAGAAAGCAAGCCUGACGAGCUUUGGGGAAAGCUGAUAGUUGAUUCCGUAACAAAAAGAAAAUUUUUUGGGAGUCAAGAACAAGGUAGUAGCAAACAAAAUGACAACGAGGAGAGUCAGAUAAAAAUAAAAAACGAAAAUCAGAAACGAAAAUUCUCAUUUGGAUCACUCUUCACGAGGCUGAGAAAAGGGACUAUUACAAAUAAUGGUUCAGAUAGAAAUACCUCACCAGAUAAAGUACAAAAAAAGAAAACAUCGAUAAUUUAA